CAAAAUCGUCCACGUUCAUCGCUCUCGACACGCAAACGCCAAUCCAUUUCUCUCUGUUUCUUUUUUCCCUUACAAACAUAAAACCUUCGAUAAAGUCUAGAUUCACCAAACACGCGCAUUCACAACACUCCACCAUUUUCGCCCCACAAAAACUGCUACUUAACGUGCCCGUUUCAUCUCCCAAAUCCCCACAUUCGGAGCUCCCAUUUUCAGUUUUUUGGGUGAUUGAGUUUAUUAUAGAGAGAGAGCGAAAGGGAGAUGGGGAGAGAGAGGGAGGGAAAUGUGAAAGAGGAUGCAUUGCAAGAUUUGAUAAUGAAGGCGGGGGGCUGCGCCGUCGUGGAUGGCGGCUUCGCCACCCAGUUGGAGAGGCACGGUGCCGCCAUCAAUGACCCUCUUUGGAGCGCCCUCUGCCUCAUCAAGAACCCCGAUUUAAUUAAACGGGUGCAUCUCGAGUAUCUGGAAGCCGGCGCUGAUGUUAUUGUAACUUCAUCUUAUCAGGCCACUUUACCAGGAUUUCAGUCGAGGGGAUUGUCAAUGGAAGAAGCAGAAUCACUUCUUACAACAAGUGUAAGAAUUGCAGUGGAGGCACGUGAAAAGUUUUGGACCUCGGCUAAGAGGAGAAGUGGGCAUAACUACAACAGAGCUCUAGUUGCAGCUUCAAUAGGAAGCUAUGGUGCUUAUCUCGCAGAUGGCUCUGAAUACAGCGGGAAAUAUGGACCCGAAGUUAAUUUGGAGAAACUGAAGGACUUCCAUAGACGCCGUCUGCAAGUUCUUGUUGAAGCAGGUCCUGAUUUGCUUGCUUUUGAGACAAUUCCUAACAAGCUAGAGGCUCAGGCAUGUGUUGAGUUGCUUGAUGAAGAGAAUGUUUCGAUCCCAUCUUGGAUCUGUUUCAGCUCAGUUGAUGGCGAGAAUGCACCCUCAGGGGAGAGCUUUGAGGAUUGCCUCAACGUGAUCAACAAGAGCAGCCAAGUUAGUGCUGUUGGUAUAAAUUGUGCUCCUCCUCAUUUUGUUCUGAGCCUUAUCCAGAGAUUCAAACUGUGUACUGAUAAGGCUAUAGUUGUCUACCCCAACAGUGGUGAGAUAUGGGAUGGCAUUGCCAAAAGAUGGCUGCCAUCGAAAUGUUUUGACGAUGACAAGUUUGAGCUGUUCACGACGCGAUGGCGGGACGCCGGAGCGUCGUUGAUCGGUGGGUGCUGCCGGACUUCGCCGGGUACAAUUCGAGCAAUUUCUAAAGUAUUGAAGAAGGAGAGGAGCUUAUGAGGCUAUUAAUUGUAACGUUACUGUGCUUCAUGUUUGUUUAUUUAUUUAUUCAGUAAGCUUACUUGUGCAUCCGAAAAUUCUUUGCUAGCUUGACCAAUUUCACUCUACUAACAGACAAAAACAGAGGACAAUAGUGAAAAUGGAGAUUUAUUGAUUUGACGGAUUCAAUGAAACUUGUUCAAAAGUUGUUGAA
Molecule: messenger RNA, 1453 nt
Organism: Salvia miltiorrhiza (redroot sage)
Lineage: Eukaryota; Viridiplantae; Streptophyta; Magnoliopsida; Lamiales; Lamiaceae
Product: homocysteine S-methyltransferase 1
Exons: 7
Coding region: 259-1260 (333 amino acids)
Biological process (GO): S-methylmethionine cycle
Molecular function (GO): zinc ion binding; S-adenosylmethionine-homocysteine S-methyltransferase activity
Source: RefSeq, a predicted model, not a curated record